UUUUUUUUUUUUCUUAUAAUAUUAUAUUUAUAUAUACAUUUAACUAUUUAAAGAGAAUUAAUCUUUUUUUUUUAUGGGUGGUAUUCAAAGUACAGAAUAUGGUCGUUAUGGUUUUCAUGUUUUGAAGGUGAAAGAGAACUCUCCAGCAUAUCAUGCUGGUAUGGAACAGUUUUUUGAUUAUAUUGUUGCCAUCAAUGGUAUUAGUUUGGAAGAUGGUGAUACUGAUAUACUGAUGACUACUUUACAACAACAUAAAGAUAAACCAUUACCAUUAACCAUUUAUUCAAGUAAGGAACGUGCUUUUCGAGAAAUUAGUUUAAUUCCUGCAACUGAUUGGUCUACAGAUCCUAAUGAAAAAAGUUUAAUUGGUUGCUCUAUACGUUAUUGUACUUAUGAACGAGCUGGUGAAUAUGUUUGGCAUAUAUUAGACGUAUCACCAAAUUCACCUGCUGAAAUGGCUGGUAUUAUCCCUCAUACUGACUAUGUUAUUGGAAGUCCACAAACAGUUUUGAAAAGUGAUGAUGAUUUUUACAAUUUAGUGGAAGAAAAUCUUGGAAAACCUUUAAGAUUAUAUGUAUACAACACAGAAUGGGAUAGUUGUCGUGAAGUUAUUAUUGUACCAAAUCGUGAUUGGGGUGGUACAGGAUCUUUAGGAUGUGAUGUUGGAUUUGGUUUACUACACAGAAUUCCUCGAAGGAAAUCAAACGAUAAUAAUAAUGAUGAUCAUGAUCAAGAACAAUAUAGUAAUACGAUCUUCAGUGCAGCGGAUUUUGAACCUACAACUGAUCAUUCAACAAAUCAUUCAAUAACAAGUUUAGAAGAAGGUCCUAUAUCAACACCUCAACAAAGAUCAUCUAUUGAAGAAACAACAACAAAAACAACAACAACAGAUACCAUGUCAAAUCAACAAGAAUAUUUACUCAAAGAAGCACAAAAUACAAGAUUACCAGAUUCCCCUCAAGUUGAAAAUAAUGAUUGAUGUAGUUUAGAUUUUUUUUUUUACCAAUAAAAAAACCUGUUUCACAUAAUA
Messenger RNA from Halteromyces radiatus, 1030 nucleotides. Its product is annotated as GRASP55/65 PDZ-like domain-containing protein. NCBI's taxonomy places the organism in Eukaryota, Fungi, Mucoromycota, Mucoromycetes, Mucorales, Cunninghamellaceae. The transcript has 6 exons. The record is from RefSeq and is a predicted model, not a curated record. Gene Ontology annotation, biological process: Golgi organization. Bases 74 to 979 code for a protein of 301 amino acids. Gene Ontology annotation, molecular function: protein binding. Gene Ontology annotation, cellular component: Golgi apparatus.